UCGUUGUGGCGGCUGAAGGAAGAUGACGAAAGGAACAUCCUCCUUUGGAAAGCGUCGCAAUAAGAUGCACACUUUGUGCCGUCGAUGUGGGUCCAAGGCCUAUCUUCUCCAGAAGUCCACCUGUGGAAAAUGUGGAUAUCCUGCUAAAUGCAAGAGAAAGUAUAACUGGAGUGCUAAGGCCAAGAGACGCAAUACUACCGGAACUGGGCGUAUGAGGCAUCUCAAAAAGGUCUACCGCAGAUUCAGGAAUGGAAUCCGUGAAGGAACAGCGCCAAAGCCCAAGAGAGCUGCUGUUGCAGCAUCCAGCUCAUCUUAAGGACUCAAAUGUCUUUCUAA
Messenger RNA from Lacerta agilis (Sand lizard), 336 nucleotides. RefSeq names its product 60S ribosomal protein L37-like. Gene Ontology annotation, biological process: translation. Gene Ontology annotation, cellular component: ribosome; cytosolic large ribosomal subunit. The coding region runs from base 23 to 316 and encodes 97 amino acids. The record is from RefSeq and is a predicted model, not a curated record. The transcript has a single exon. Gene Ontology annotation, molecular function: structural constituent of ribosome; RNA binding. NCBI's taxonomy places the organism in Eukaryota, Metazoa, Chordata, Lepidosauria, Squamata, Lacertidae.